Molecule: messenger RNA, 3033 nt
Organism: Gracilinanus agilis (Agile Gracile Mouse Opossum)
Lineage: Eukaryota; Metazoa; Chordata; Mammalia; Didelphimorphia; Didelphidae
Gene: ARPP21
Product: cAMP regulated phosphoprotein 21
Exons: 20
Coding region: 149-2698 (849 amino acids)
Cellular component (GO): cytoplasm
Molecular function (GO): nucleic acid binding
Source: RefSeq, a predicted model, not a curated record
GGGACAUGGGACUCACCUGCCGUCAGUCACUAGUGUGGAUCGUAGCGGCCAGGAGCCCCCGAGGCAUCCGUCUAGGACCCCGCAGAGAGCCUGCCCUGAAGGCCCUCCCACCUCGUUCUCGUGCCUCCCCCUGAGAGAAAGAGAGAGAAUGUCAGAGCAAGGGGAAUCGACUGCCCAGUCAGCCGAGGCCACUGGAGCGGAGCAGGAAGUCAGGACCCCAGAGAACGGCAUCAUUCAGUCGGACAGCCUGGAUGAGGAGGAGAAACUGGAACUUCAGCGGCGGCUGGCAGCCCAGAACCAGGAGAGGAGGAAAUCCAAGGUAGGGGACGGCAAGGGCAGGGCGAGGAGGUGUGAGGUGGAAAGUGCGGCCGGCCCCUUCUCUUCUUCUUCCCAACAGGAUUCGAUUCAGUUACAGCUUUCCCGACUGCCCAGCCUGCAGGAGGAUGACAAACCUAGUAAGGAUGACUCGGAGAGAGAAAGAGAGAAGGAGAAGCCCAAAGAGAGGGAGAAAAGCGGGGAAAAGCCCAAGAACCGAAUGUUGUCCAAAGACUGCAGCCAGGAGUACACAGAUUCCACAGGCAUCGACUUACACGAGUUCCUGGUCACCACACUGAAGAGCAAUCCCAGGGACAGGAUGAUACUCUUGAAGAUGGAACAAGAAAUCAUGGACUUCAUCAGCGAUGACAAGAACCAUUACAAAAAGUUUCCUCAGAUGUCAUCCUAUCAGAGGAUGCUGGUACACCGAGUGGCUGCUUACUUUGGCAUGGAUCACAAUGUGGACCAAACUGGAAAAUCUGUCAUCAUCAACAAGACAGGAAGCACCAGAAUACCAGAGCAAAGGUUCUGCGAACAUGUAAAAGAUGACAAAGGCGACGAAGGCCAGAAGCGGUUUAUCUUGAAGCGGGAUAACUCUAGUAUUGAUAAAGAAGACAACCAGCAAAAGCGAGUCCAUCCCUUUAGAGAGGAGAGACGCCGCCAGUCUAUGGAGGAGAGAGAAGAGGAGUAUCAGAGAGUGAGGGACAGAAUAUUUGCACGAGCUUCAGUUUGCUCCCAGGAAAGCCUUUUGGUGGAGACCAGCGGGCUCUUGGAGGCCGGGAGCCUGUGCCAGGAAAUCCAUAGGAAGAGGCAGCAGUUUAGGGGGAAUCGCGACGGCUCCGGCUCCGGCUCCGGCUCCGGCUCCGGGAGGACGUCGGGCAGCCGCCAGAGCAGCACGGACAACGAGCUGAGGUGGCCCGAGUGCCAGAGGCCGUGGAGCAGCACCGACUCGGACAGCUCGAGCCGCAACCUCAAGCCCGCCAUCACCAAGACGGCCAGCUUCGGGGGCAUCACGGUGCUGAGCAGGGCCGACAGCGCGGCCAGCUCCAGGAGCGCCACUGGCAGACUGUCCAAAGCAGGCUCUGAGUCUUCCAGUAGUGCCGGCUCCUCAGGUUCCUUGUCACGAGCUCAUCAGCCUCUCGUCCCUGGAGCAUCCGGCCCAUCUUCAGGCGGUGGGACCUAUUCUGAGAAUGGACUGAGUGGCCAGACGGCCCCUGGCAACCCCAGCUACAUCCUGCUCCCACUUGAAGCUACGGGCAUCCCUCCAGGCAGCAUCCUGCUCAACCCCCACACAGGCCAGCCCUUCGUGAACCCCGAUGGAACGCCGGCCAUCUACAACCCCCCCGGCAGCCAGCAGCCCGCGAGGAGUCCGAUGGGGGGCCAGGCCCAGCAGCAGCCUUCCGCCCAGGCCCCGCAGCAGGGGCAGCCGCCCCAGCAGCAGAUGGCCAGCCAUCUCGUCACCCAGCCUCUCCAGGCUCUGCAGGCUUCGGCUCAAUCAGGGCCGUACCCCUCGGUCUCCUACCCUCCCCAGCAUCUCCUGCCCGUGUCUCCCGUCCAGCAGUUUCCUGUGAGGGAUGACAUGGCCACCCAGUUCAGCCAAAUAAGCCUGAGCCGCCAGUCGUCAGGAGACGCCCCCGAGCCUCCGGCUGGGCCUGUCUACCCGCAGCCCCUCCUGCAGCAGCCAGGCCAGCAGCCAGGCUAUGUCCUUGCCUCUGCGGGUCAGCAGCUUCCUCCUGGAGGGUUCUCAGGCUCCGGGGCUCCCCUCUCUCAGCAAGUCCUCCAGCCGUCCCCAGCACCCCAAGGGUUUGUGCAGCAGGCUUCCCCUGCCCAGAUGCCAGUCUACUAUUACCCACCGGGUCAGUUCCCUACCUCAUCGUCUCAGCAGUACCGGCCAGUGGGCUCAGUCCAGUAUGGUGCCCAGAGGAGUGCCCAGAUGCCACAGCCCCCGCCACCUCCUGCUGCCCAGCAAACAGGUUACCAGCCUGUCCUGUCAAAUCAGCAGCAAGGCUUCCAAGGCCUCAUGGGAAUGUCGCAACCACCUCAGAGUCAGAACCUGAUGAGCAGCCCGCAGGGGAGUCAGGUGCAAGGCAUGAUGGUCCCUUACCCAGCCAUGUCUUCUUAUCAGGUGUCCAUGACUCAGGGCUCCCAAGGCCUGCCCCAGCCAUCCUACCAGCAGCCCCUCCUGCUCCCCGGUCAGGCGGGCCCGGGAAGCCUCCCCAGCGGCGGCCUGCCCGUCUACUGCAAUGUCAUACCUCCAGCGGCCCAGGGCAGCCUGAGGCUCGUGAGCCCCCACUGCCCCUCGCAGAGCGUCCCCGUGAUCUCGGCCAGCUGCAGGACGACCUGCGCCAGCGCCCACAGCCCGGGCUGGCCCGUGAAGUACUAGAGCCGGAGAGGCGGCGUGUGGCUGCCCCCCCGGGGCCCGGCGGACGCUCCCCCACCAGCGGGGACCCUCACCAAAUGCUGGCCGGGAAACGGUGCCUACUUCUGCCGCGUCUGCCAGGGACGCGACUCUUCCUGCCACUCAGCACCACUGUGUCGAUGGGACGUUCCUCCCGGGCUCCUUCUGUACUCUGCGUCGGGUCUGUGAGACGAUCUAAUAAAGUCACCUCGUACCAAAGCAGAGUGGCUGGACGGAGGCCUCGUCUGUAGAGCUCUUUGUGGACGUAUCCGUACGGCGCGCUUUGAUCCAAAUAAACGGUCUGACCUCGUGGAGGCAGC